Messenger RNA from Eucalyptus grandis, 837 nucleotides. RefSeq lists its product as uncharacterized. The record is from RefSeq and is a predicted model, not a curated record. The transcript is spliced from 6 exons. Gene Ontology annotation, molecular function: lipid binding. Lineage: Eukaryota; Viridiplantae; Streptophyta; Magnoliopsida; Myrtales; Myrtaceae. Bases 1 to 837 code for a protein of 278 amino acids.
AUGGGCGAAAGCAAAAUUGAACCUCGGGAGAGCCGCGCUCGGCCACAUGAUGUCGGGAUAAUCCGGUGCGACUCUCUCGAUCCUAUCUCUUGCCUUUCUUUUUUUGGUUGCUUACAGGAUGGCCCCCUGAAAUACCUGAGUGUGACAGUAUUUGAGAAUUGCUCUCCUGAAUUGAUGGAUAUAAAUAAUGGAACUGAAAUUGGUCGAACGAUUAAAAAGUUUCCAUUGUUGACAGCCAGAGAGUAUGUAUUGGCCUGGAGGCUUUGGGAGGACUCAGAUGGAGCUUUCUACUGUUUUACGAAGGAAUGUCAACAUCCCUCGGCACCACAGCACAGGAAGUAUGUCCGUGUUAAGUACUUUAGAUCAGGAUGGAGAAUCAGGAAAAUACCCGGCAGGAAUGCGUCUGAAAUUAGAAUGUUCCAUCAAGAAGAUGCCGGUUUGAAUGUGGAAAUGGCUUUUGCAAAGGGCAUAUGGAGUUAUGUGUGCAAGAUGGACAGUGCAUUACGCAAAUAUUCAUUGGGUCACAUGCAACACGGUUCAUCUCUCAGUGCCGUCACUUUCAUCCAGAAGGUACCUCGUGAACUACAAACGUCAAGCAGCCCUAACUCUUCAUCAGGGGCUGCAGCACCUUCAGUUCGUGUUGAAACAAUCACUGAAAAGAAGAAACUAUUGAGAAGACCAUCUAUGAAAGCACUCGCCAAUGGUUUUCUUCUUAUCGGGGGCAUCAUUUGCCUGACUCGUGGCCACUCUACACUUGGAGCUAAAGUAGCCGUCGGCUACGUGUUGACAAAACUGACUAAGCGCGGUGCUUCUUCCAGUCAAAGACCGCGGGACUGA